This is a messenger RNA of Diabrotica virgifera virgifera (western corn rootworm), 1632 nucleotides long. RefSeq names its product 2-(3-amino-3-carboxypropyl)histidine synthase subunit 2 (gene Dph2). Lineage: Eukaryota; Metazoa; Arthropoda; Insecta; Coleoptera; Chrysomelidae. Gene Ontology annotation, molecular function: 2-(3-amino-3-carboxypropyl)histidine synthase activity. Gene Ontology annotation, biological process: protein histidyl modification to diphthamide. The transcript has 6 exons. The coding region runs from base 238 to 1581 and encodes 447 amino acids. The record is from RefSeq and is a predicted model, not a curated record.
AAAAUUGCCCUUUUUCAUCUAAUAAAAAAGUAAUUUUUAAAUUCAGUUCGUAUGGCAUAUUUCUGGUAUUGAUAUAUAGUACAAAUCGUCUAUAAAUAUUCAAACUAGGCCCUGCUCCAACCACCUUGGAUAAAGACCACUUAAAUCAAGGACAAUUCAAGAUUAUGAAAGUCCAAAUCAUGUCCAAAUAAAAAUACAUGUGUUGUGAAAUGUAAUUUUAAAAGUUUUAUUAUAACAAUGACUUCAUUUUAUUCAAAUGAAGAAAACAGCUUGGAAAAAGUCGUUGUUUCAAACCAUCCCCUAAUUGAAACUAAAGCUGAUGAUAUAGAUGAAGUUUAUGAAAUAAAAAGAUGUGCAGAAUGGAUACAGUCUAAUGGAUUUAAAAAGGUUUGUUUACAAUUUCCAGAUUAUUUAUUACAAGAUGCCAGUGAAGUAGUUUUAAAAUUGGAGAGUAUCGUGAAUGAAACAAUUUAUUUAUUAGGGGAUACUGUUUACGAAAGUUGUUGCAUUGAUUUUAUUGCUGCUGCACAUAUAAACGCUGAUGCGAUUAUUCAUUUUGGUCCUGUAUGUUUUUCAAAAUUUGCAGAAAAUGUUCCAUUUAUGUAUGUUUAUGAGAAGCGCCCGCUUGAUAUUGCCCAUUUAAAGAAGAUUGUAGAGACAAAUUUUGAUGAUUAUCAUGUUGCAUUUUUGGUAGAUUUUGGAUACCUUCACUUAUUCGAUAAACUGGUGGAAGCAUUUAAAGAUUACAAAUACCUUGAGUUCAUAAGAAUUGACAAUCUUAAAGACGUUCGACAGGGUCAUACCAUAUUUUUUUAUGGUAAAGAUGAAAGAAAAAUGUUUAAUAUUACUUCCCUAAUAACCCCAUUGGCUGUAUUUUAUUACGAUAUUGGAAAAUCGAGAGUACAAGCAUUUGCUGAUGAUAUUAAAUCUUUAACAAAAAGAAGGUAUUAUCUUAUAGAGAGAAUAAAAGAUAGUGAUACUAUUGGAAUAAUUGUAGGAAGUAUAGGAAUACAGAAUUGUCUAAAGUUAAUUGAUAGGUUGAAGUCUUUGAUUAGCAGAAGUGGAAAGAAAUACUAUCUUUUGAAUAUUGGUAAGCCAGCUGUUGAGAAAUUGGCUAAUUUCCCAGAGUUUGAUGUGUAUGUGGUUAUUGCAUGCUCGAUGAGUGAAAUAUAUGAUAGAAGAGACUUCUAUAAACCGAUAGCUACUCCAUUUGAUGUCGAAACUGCUCUAAACGUAGACUUAGAAACAAAUCCCGAAUGGAUUCACAAAUUUUCUUAUGAUUUCAACGAUUAUCUAGACAUUUGUGGUGAUAUAUCGACUACUUAUAAGCAAACUGAAGAUAUCAGUUUAUUAACGAAUAAAGUAAGGGUGCUGAAUCCUGAAGUGGCAGAAAACAAUAAUGGUGAUCAAACGAUAGCUGUCAAAAAUGACGGAACGAUUGCACUAGGUAAUUCAGGUGCUGGAUACUUAGCACAGAGGACGUGGAAAGGUUUAGAACAAAACUUAGGCCAGACAGAAGUGGAAUUGGCCAAAGAAGGGCGGGCUGGUAUCGCAUCCAAGUAUGAGAAUGAACAAAGUUAGUGUGUUUGUAUAUAUUUUUGUACAAUUGACAUUAAAUAAUUAUAAAUUGUA